CUCUUGACAACCUUUGGAGGAACAGCAGGCUUCUGCCUUGGCUUAGAUACAUUCUUCGAUGUGGGCUUUGUCUUCGUGGGUUUUAUAGAUGAACGAUGAUGUCCACUUUCACAACAGGCGAAGAGGGUGCCAAUGGCGUACCCUUGCCCAAAGCCGACUUCGGUUUCAUCUUCUUGCGCACUGCAGGUAUAGCAGCAGGCGACCCCGGAACAUUGCUAGAGAAUGCACGUAGAGGAUGUCUUACGGACCGUGCUGGCUUCUGUACCGGCGUUGGCGGAGGUGAUGGUGAAAGCGGGGUAUGCUAUGUUUUCGACCUCGAUAAAGGCGUCGGCACCAUAAGGUUUCCGUUGGUCGUGGUCGUCCGAAACAUUAACGAUACGGUGCCCACGUCUUCCAUACGAGAACACCUGUUUAUGGAACUCGCCUAAAUCCGAUUAUUUCUGUAAACGAAGAGAGCGGUAAACUGUCUGUUCCACACCAACUUACUGGAUCUGAAGCUCGAUCGCCUUGACGGUACCUGAUGAAGAACUG
Molecule: messenger RNA, 531 nt
Organism: Somion occarium
Lineage: Eukaryota; Fungi; Basidiomycota; Agaricomycetes; Polyporales; Cerrenaceae
Source: the annotation of a GenBank genome assembly